Molecule: messenger RNA, 3225 nt
Organism: Miscanthus lutarioriparius
Lineage: Eukaryota; Viridiplantae; Streptophyta; Magnoliopsida; Poales; Poaceae
Source: the annotation of a GenBank genome assembly
AUGAAACGUUUUGUCUAUAUCAAUGAUGAUUCGUGCCGGUAUUCCUACUGUGGCAAUCGGAUAUCCAAUACCAAGUAUACUCUCUGGAAUUUUCUCCCGAAAAAUUUAUGGGAGCAAUUCAGGCGUUUCAUGAAUCAGUAUUUUCUACUAAUAGCCUGCCUCCAGUUGUGGUCCUGUAUUACUCCUGUCAGUCCUGCAACUACAUGGGGUCCACUUAUCAUCAUCUUCAUUGUUUCUGCUUCAAAAGAGGCUUGGGAUGAUUACAAUAGGUAUCUUUCUGACAAGAAAGCAAAUGAAAGGAAAAUAUGGCUGGUAAAGGAUGGCAUCCAUAGACAGAUCAAAGCACAGGAGAUACAUGUUGGAGAUGUAGUGUGGCUCCAUGAGAAUGACGAGAUACCAUGUGAUCUUGUUCUCAUAGGGACUUCUGAUCCUCAAGGCAUUUGUUAUGUUGAGACUGCUGCUUUGGAUGGUGAAACUGACUUGAAAACAAGAAUCAUUCCUACAAUUUCUGCUAACUUGUCAGUAGAGCAGCUAGGAAAAGUCAAGGGUGUAGUUGAGUGCCCCAACCCAGAUAAUGACAUACGAAGAUUUGAUGCUAACAUGCGCUUGUUCCUCCCUAUAAUUGACAAUGAAAAAUGUCCUUUGACUAUCAACAAUACACUUCUUCAGUCAUGUUACCUACGGUACACUGAAUGGGCUUGUGGAGUUGCAGUUUACACAGGCAAUGAAACCAAAUCUGGAAUGAGUAGGGGAGCUGCAGAGCCCAAGCUCACUGCUGCUGAUGCAAUAAUAGACAAGCUCACUAUUGCAAUAUUCAUGUUCCAAAUUGUUGUUGUACUUGUUCUGGGUUAUUUUGGGAAUGCUUGGAAGUACACUCAGGGGCUUAAGCAAUGGUAUCUUAUGUAUCCUGUGGAGGGAGAGGCCCCAUGGUAUGAUUUCUCGAUUAUCCUGUUACGCUUUGAGCUGUUGUGCUCCAUAAUGAUUCCGAUCUCCAUAAAGGUUACUCUUGAUUUGGCUAAAGGUGUGUAUGCAAAGUUUAUUGAUUGGGAUGAGCAAAUGUUUGAUUGGGAAACAAAUACACCUGCUCAUUCAGCUAACACAGCUAUUAGCGAGGACCUCGGACAGGUUGAAUAUAUUUUGAGUGACAAAACUGGGACACUGACAGAGAACAAAAUGAUCCUCAAACGAUGCUGCAUAAGUGGUACUUUGUAUGGAAAUGACAACGGAGAUGCAUUAAACGAUGUCAGACUUGUAAAUGCGAUCUCAAGUAAUGAUCCUGAUGUCAUCAAAUUUCUGUUGGUUAUGGCUCUUUGCAAUACAGUGGUUCCUAUCAAAAGCAAUGAUGAUACUGUGUCAUACAAAGCACAAUCCCAAGAUGAGGAAGCUUUAGUUAACGCUGCAGCAAACCUGAAUAUGAUGCUCAUCAGUAAAGACAGCAGUACAGCUGAGAUUUGUUUCAAUGGGUCUAAGUUUCGGUAUGAGUUGUUGGACAUUUUGGAAUUCACUUCUGACCGCAAAAGAAUGUCUGUAGUGGUAAAGGAAGGGCAGAUUGGUAAGAUCCUUCUUUUAUCAAAAGGUGCGGAUGAAGCUCUCCUGCCUCGUGCCUGUCCAGGACAACAAAUACAGAAAUAUCUUGAAGCAGUAGAAAUGUAUUCUCAGUUGGGAUUGCGAACCUUAUGUUUGGGGUGGCGUGACUUAAAAGAAAGUGAAUAUAAGGAAUGGUCCAAAAACUUUCAAGAGGCUAGCUGCUCAUUGGACAAUAGAGAGUUUAAAAUUGCUGAAGUUUGUCACAGCUUAGAGCGAGACCUUCAUAUUCUUGGUGUUACUGCUGUAGAGGAUCGUCUUCAGGAUGGUGUGCCUGAAACCAUUAAAUUGUUGAGGAAUGCUGGAAUUAAUGUGUGGAUGCUAACUGGCGAUAAGCAAAAUACAGCAAUUCAGAUUGGACUUCUCUGUAACCUCAUAACCUCUGAGCCCAAUAGUCAAUUGUUGUCUAUCAGUGGGAAAACUGAGGAGGUCAUACUAAGAAGCCUGGAGAGGGCAUUAUUAAUUAUGAAGAAUACAUCCGAAACAAAGGACCUUGCAUUUGUUUUGGAUGGUUGGGCACUCGAAAUAAUUUUAAAGCAUUCCAAGGAGUCUUUUACUAGGUUGGCGAUGCUGUCAAAAACAGCAAUAUGCUGUCGGAUGACACCUUUGCAGAAAGCACAGCUUGUUGCUAUCCUAAAAUCGGCUGGCUACCUAACUCUAGCAAUUGGCGAUGGUGGUAACGAUGUUAGAAUGAUUCAAGAGGCUAACAUUGGAGUAGGGAUUAGUGGUAGGGAAGGACUGCAAGCUGCAAGAGCUGCUGAUUAUAGCAUUGGGAAGUUCAAGUUUCUUAAGAGGUUGAUACUAAUUCAUGGGCGCUAUUCAUACAACCGAACAGCAUUUAUUUCACAGUACUCCUUCUACAAGUCACUUCUUAUAUGCUUUAUACAGAUUCUGUUUGCCUUUUUGUCGGGGCUAUCUGGGACUAGCUUAUUCAACUCAAUUAGCUUGAUGGCUUAUAACGUUUUCUAUACAAGUCUACCCGUGAUGACUAUAAUCUUUGACAAGGAUAUCUCUGAAACAACAGUUAUGCAGUACCCCCAGAUUUUACUGCAUUCUCAAGCUGGGAGGCUUUUAAAUCCCACUACAUUUUGUGGAUGGUUUGGGUGCUCACUAUAUCACGCACUCGUCGUUUUCUUCAUUACUAUAUGUGCCUACUCAGAUGAGAAAAGUGAGAUGCAGGAACUCUCAAUGGUAGCACUGUCCGGAUGUAUUUGGUUACAGGCUUUUGUUGUUACAAUGGAUACAAACUCAUUCACUUACCCGCAAAUCCUUCUCAUCUGGGGAAACUUUGUGGCCUUCUACAUGAUCAAUUUAAUACUCAGUGCCAUCCCAAGUCUUCAACUGUACACAAUCAUGUUCCACCUGUGUAGCCAACCUUCAUACUGGAUCUCCAUGGCUCUGACGGUUGCAGUAGGAAUGGGACCGGUGGUGGCUUUCAGAUACUUCAAGAACCUGUAUCAGCCAAGCGCCAUUAACAUACUUCAGCAGAUCGAGCAGAGCAAUGGAUCUAUCCAAGCUUCUGGAAAUCUGGAGUCGGCGAGAGCCAAUCUCACUAAUCUACUGACUGGUUCACGUAAAAACAGGGAUUGUUAUUAUCACCCUCUGCUUUCAGAUUCUGCGGAGUCUGCUAGAACUUACUAG